This is a messenger RNA of Nakaseomyces glabratus, 1650 nucleotides long. It is a transcript of the gene PEX28, whose product is annotated as Pex28p. Gene Ontology annotation, cellular component: peroxisomal membrane. Gene Ontology annotation, biological process: peroxisome organization. The record is from RefSeq and is a predicted model, not a curated record. NCBI's taxonomy places the organism in Eukaryota, Fungi, Ascomycota, Saccharomycetes, Saccharomycetales, Saccharomycetaceae.
AUGUCUGAGUCUGCAGUGCGUGGGUAUAUCAACAGGAAGUACGGGAAGGUGCUGGAGACGCUUGUGAUGGCCGAGGAGGCCAUCGCUGCGCGGAGCAACAGAGAUGAGCUGACGCAGCGGGAGUUGGUGCAGCAGGUGAUGGGGGUGCUGGUGUCUACGUCGCUGGAGCGGUUGAAGCCCGGUGCGGAUGUAGUGGGUGCGGGAGACAAGAGCACGUACUCUGCUGCCGCGGAGGAGAAAGAGCUGGACGAGCUGAACGAGUACAGGCGGUCGCUCUCGCAGGACCGCCUGUCCAAGGAGGAUACAUACUUUUUGGAUAUGUUUCUGGACAAGCUGAUAGCGCGGCUGAUUCCGGACAACCUGCCGGAGCGUGAGCACUUCAGUCUGGUGGACGAAGGCGACGAAGCACUGCACGGCCCGCCUUUCAGUGCCUCCGUGCUGGCCUCCAACAUGAAGAAGCUCUCCGGAAAGAUGGACAGUAUAUUCGAGUUCCAGGACAACAUGAUCAGGGUGCUCACGUGGAAGACGCCCACUGUGACGCUUACUGCACUGACAAUUUUCACACUGAUAUGCUUCGAUUUGAUGAACGUCAUAUUGUUCCCCAUGGCCUACAUCGUGCUGGUACAGAUGACUCAGGGGUACAUACGGAGACACCCAAUUCGCAGAACAAUAUACAUCAAGAGAAGGGCCAUAGGAAGAUCGCUGAUUCAUGACCUAUUCCAUGGCGGCAAAAAGACGAAUAACGUACUGCUACCGUCCAAUGAGAAUGACUGUAAUGGAGAGCAAGAAAAUGAGGCCGAUUUGGGUACCUCCGAUGAUUGUAACGGUACCUCUGAUGAAAACGUUGUGAUCUCGCCGGCUGCUGCAAAAAUCGAUAAGAACAUUAGCACAUACAACUUAAACCACGGCACGAAGGUCGUGUUAACUCUGAGGGAUAUGCAGAACAUGACCACAGGAACAGUGCAUUUAAUGGAUGCGAUCGACAAGUUCAAAUACGGAACGGCAGCAUUUGUCGAUGAGUACAAAUCUACAUCAGUAUUUUUCACACUGCUGGGCUCUGUGAUCUUGCUGGUAUUACUAUCUCGCUUUAUAACAUGGAGCUUAACAAUUUCGCUUUCUGCAUGGAUCGGCCUUCUAUCGAUUCAUCCAAAAGUUCAUCCAUACGUCAAAUCUGCCAAGAAUAUCAUGAAGAAGCCAAAAAUGAAACCUGAGAACUCACCACAGGACGUUGCUGUUGUUAUGGAGGACAACAUUAGCGGGGAAGAUUAUAACAGAAAUAUAAUUCUUGAUGAACCCCCUGACGUCAAGUAUGUUGAGGUUUACGAAAUCUACAAAAGAGGAUUACUCCCUACCGAUUGGGAGUUCUUUAAGUUUUCUAGUACCAUCUUUGACCCAACAGACACAUAUAGAAAAGCAUUACAGCUUCCACCUGGUGUGGAUAAGAUUGAAGAGAUUAAACCGCCUGCUGGAUGGGCGUUUGAUGAAAACUCAUCAUGGAUAAUCGAUAAAAAUCCGGAAAUAUGGGCCAUCGAAAGAGGCUUACAAUUGCCUGUUGAAGAGGGCUUCCUUGUUGAUCCAAUGUUCAAGCGUAGGAGAUUAGUAAGGAAGGUAAUUAGGUAUAAAAAACCCAUGAAGAUCAAGAUGCAUUAA